AUGUCCGACAUAAACAAACCGGUGGAUAUGUUCGACGAACAAUACGUGAUAUGUCGCGUUUGUCUCACCGUUAUCGACAACUACGAUUACAAACUGCUCGACGACACUUUCGAGGCGGACAAGAAAGUUACGAUUCGGGAUGUCAUGCACAUUUGCCUUCCAGAAAUGGACUCCUACGUUACCGCACAACCGGUGGUUUGCGAUGAAUGCCUGAAAUUAAUGACCAGUUUCUAUGAAUUCAAGACCAAGUAUUUGGAAACCGAGACCAAAAUUAAGAAUUACAUCGUCAAAAACAAUUUGUUGGAUUACAAUCGAGUGAACUUGAACUGUGUAAUAAGAGAUGUGUGUGCUAAUAAUAAAAUUAUCAGUAAUUCUGUUGUUGUUAAUGGGAGGAGUGACACUAAUGGGAUUGUCACUGAAAGUAUCACACUCCAACCUGUUUUUGACAGCAACUAUUCGUGCAUCCAGCAGGUGCGCAUGAUCCCGUUGACCGGUCCGGAGGCUCUGCUCAGCUGCCGCAACUGCCCGUUCGUCUCGACCGACACGAACACAAUGAGCACGCACCGCUGCAUGAAAAACGAAAUGUUCACCUGCACCAUGUGCGCCUUCACGACGCCGGAACGGGAGUUGCUGAGGUCGCACGUGCAGGUCGCCCACGGCGGCCACACCGAAGUUAAAAAGUACCAGUGCUCGAACUGCGACUUCUUCGGGUUCAGUUCGGCGUCGCUGAAACGACACAAGCGGACCUCGCACAACGGCGUACAACAGCUUUUGAAGUGCCCCAAAUGCCAAUUCCAAACGACCAGCCCCCGAUUAAUGUUACGUCACAACGCCACCCACACGCCGACAAUCCUCAAAUGUGAUUUGUGCAGUUACGAAACGAAAGACAGGAGCAAUUUCAAGAAGCACACGUUCAUCCACAACCGUGACAGCAAACCUGUAAAAUGUAACUUUUGUUCGUACCAGUGCAUUUCGCCCUACCAGAUCAAGAGGCACUUGAAAAGGGCUCACGCCAUUCUGAACGCCCCAGUCGAAAAGAUGUGCUCGAAAGUGGAGGGCGAGGAGCAACGGUGGAUCGGUCAUUCCAGUCAAUAAGUUUUGCUAUUUAUUUUUUAGUUGGAUCUGUGAUUUUGUCUCGUAUUUAUUAAAUUAUUCCAAACGA
Messenger RNA from Aethina tumida (small hive beetle), 1162 nucleotides. Its product is annotated as zinc finger protein 64. Lineage: Eukaryota; Metazoa; Arthropoda; Insecta; Coleoptera; Nitidulidae. Gene Ontology annotation, biological process: regulation of gene expression. Gene Ontology annotation, molecular function: zinc ion binding. The transcript is spliced from 4 exons. The coding region runs from base 1 to 1095 and encodes 364 amino acids. Gene Ontology annotation, cellular component: nucleus. The record is from RefSeq and is a predicted model, not a curated record.